Heterotrigona itama is the source of this 378-nucleotide messenger RNA. NCBI's taxonomy places the organism in Eukaryota, Metazoa, Arthropoda, Insecta, Hymenoptera, Apidae. The record is from the annotation of a GenBank genome assembly.
AUGAGCGCGUUCAUCGUCUGCUGGCUGCCGUUCUUCGUGCUCGCCCUUGUCAGGCCGUUCCUCAAGGAUCCGGACGCCAUCCCCGCGUUCCUCUCGAGCCUGUUCCUCUGGCUCGGUUACUGCAACAGCCUGUUGAACCCUAUUAUCUACGCGACGCUGAACAGAGACUUCAGAAAGCCGUUCCGCGAGAUCCUCUACUUCCGCUGCAGUAACCUGAACCACAUGAUGAGGGAGGAGUUCUAUCAGAGCCAGUACGGCGAUCCUAUCAACAACUGCGAGAUCAAGACAGGCGAAAUGGACGACGUUGAACGUCUGAACAAUCAGGGGAUCGAGGCGAUCGACGUGGCCACCAGCGCGCCGAACGAGAGUUUCCUGUGA